AUGUUUUACUAUUUUACAGCGGCAUUAUCACCACACGCGAAGAUCAGUUCAUUUGCCGAGGCAAAAGCAAUCGAUAAAAUUAAUGAGCGAAUGCCACCUGCCCAGGUUCCAACUCAUCCCAAGGACUGCGUGGCUGCUUUCAUCAAGGCAGCAGAUGACUCUGGAGACAAGAAUGUCAUAACGCCAACGUCUGCUCCUAGAAGUGCGAAGAAGAGCUCGGCAGUGAAGAAAUCCUACUGUUAUGCUGUUGCCCCUGUUGCUCUUCCUCCUCCUCCUCCUCCUGCUGAUGGUGACAACGAUAACGCAUGGAUUGAUUUAAGCACAAGCAUAAAUAUAUGA
This is a messenger RNA of Rodentolepis nana, 339 nucleotides long. The record is from the annotation of a GenBank genome assembly. Lineage: Eukaryota; Metazoa; Platyhelminthes; Cestoda; Cyclophyllidea; Hymenolepididae.